GGCUCGCGCCCCACCCGGACAUCUUUAAACACUUCCACCACCACCCCGGUGAACGUUACACGGGAAAAACAAAACUGGGAAUGUGAUUUUUUUAAAACAUCAAGUUUACGACUUACCUCGUUAAGUUCUCGUAACAUGGAGCUGGACCGGCGGCUGCUGCUGGCCCACUGCGCGGCUCACGCCCUCUCGAUGGCGGCGGGCUUGCUGGUGGUGGUCCCCAUGGCUCUCAGCGGCUCCGCCUUCAAAGGCCGCUGCGCCCUCUUCUCCAGCGGCUACUGGACGACGGGGGACCGGGGAGAGGUGACCGGGCAGCGGGGAGACGUGUCCUACCUGGUGGUGCCGCAGUGGGGCCCGCCGGCAGCCUGCCAGCUCGCCACCUUCGUGGGUAUCUUCACGGUGCUGUACGGGGCCGCGCAGGGCUGGAGGUCCCUGUUCUAUCUGCACGGACGACAUGACGACACCCUGUUUUCGUCCUUCCUGACGGUGCUGCUGAGCGUGUGUGUCCUCUUCCUGUCUGGUGGGGCCAGUGUGAUCUUGUCUCUGGGACUCGUCUCCUGGUGUGACACCGUGACUGAUCACAACCGACAGCCAUACAGCUGCGCAGAGUCUCAGUCUGUCCCACUUUACCUGGAUGUGAACACCUCCUCGUUCUACACGGAGCUCAGUCUGGCACAGGCUGCUCUGUGGGCUGUGACGGCUCUGUGGCUGGCUCAGUCCAUCCUGGCGUUCCUGCGACUCUACCACUCCCACAGCCAGCACAUCGGUCGCCCGUGUCGUCCCCGAGAGAAGGAGCUGCUGCUGGAACACAGUUUAUCCGACGCGGGCUCCCCAACGCCUCCACAUCCGCCAGCGACACCGACCAUCUCCGUCUAACUGAGAGAGAAGGAGGUUCUUAUAAACGACGUUACACGUAUAAUAAUAUGGGCGUGGCUUGGGACAUCGUAAUUAGUGUAUGUUUCUAUUUUGAUGUGUGUAAUGACAAACCGUGUCGGCGUACAUGUCUGUUGAUAUGUAAUAAGAAACGUCGGUGUAGAAAUGCCAAAGAAAAGUCAUUUAAAAACGGGUUCUUCAUUCUAGAGUUUGUCCUCCAGAGAGCACCGGCCAGGCUGUAUUAUGUAAUGACACAAUGACGUUUGAGCAGCGCCGAAGUCAAUUCCAUUAUACUGCCAUCACAGUCGGCCCCGUCUCACUCGAGCACCACGACUUACAUUUACAGGUGUGGCCUCGUAUAUUUAUUACAUUUGAGUAACAGAGCAUCUGGUUUUCGGAACGAUCGCAAACCGAUUUACAAAAUCUUUUAACUAUUCAGUUUGCUUUAAGAUAAAAAAAUAGAAAUUCAAGUUGUCAGAAAGGAACAACAGAUGGAGCAGCUGUUGAAGAACUGCUCCAAAAAACAUCACUACAAAAUAAGCUAAUUGGAACUUUAUUACUUUGGUUGUGUGAGGGUUUUUUCCUGUCCGUCCCUUUCUGCCAAAAUAAUAUGAAUGUAGCAUUGAAUAUCUCCUUGCUACUUCCAUGUGACGGAAGAAAAAUAUCAAUGCAAUAUUUUGUAUUUCCAACAAAAUGCAUUUGGAUCCGGCAUCAGAUAAAACAUAUCUAAUAUCACACAGCAGACUGAAUAGGUUUUUAUCUAUAGGGUCACAUUAGACUAAUUUCUUCUAUAAAUGCCCCCUGUAAACAACACUCUAGUUUUCAAGGCUUUGCUGGAAUAUGUUUAUUUUUAGCUCCAAUGUAACGCAGAUACACAAGAGCCACUAACUGGGACAAACCUCUACUCUUUGCUGGAACAAAAAGAAUUUUACAGAAUAGUGAAAAGACUCAGAAGCAGAUGUUCAGUCAUCUGGUAACAGUGUUAUUCCGACACUAAUAAUAAUUCUGGUCAUUUGACGGUGACUCAGUGAAUGAAUAUAUUACAGUUUUUUUCCAAGGACUUCACAAGGAACCAGAUGGUGUUUUUCCUUCAGUCCGUUUUUGAUUAUAUUUAAUAUGCAUGGUUGUAUACAUGUCUGCUGGAUAAGGACAUUUUUGCACAGCCGUGUCCUCAUCAGGGAGAAUAGACUUGUGAAGUUGAAACGCAGCACUGAGGCGCUUUUAUUGAGAAGCAUGUGGCGAGAGUGUGGCCGAGUAACCGGCUCACUGUGUGAGCACGAGACAAAUGUUCUAUUGUUCAAGCGACCCAAUCACCGCUGAUCGUCUCUCUCUUCUUGUGAAGAUUGACUUUUAUCAUGAUGCUGUUUGUGUGGAGGCGCCCCCCCCCCCCCCUGUCGGGCGCGGUCAAAUCUUCUGGAAUGACCUGUUUUGAGAGCCUGCAGAGUGUAAAGAGGAGGGAAACCUUCAGGGAUCUGCGGUAGUUGUCAUAUUGAAAGAUAGAUUUGUGCGGAGCCCAUAAGGGGGAAGUGACGAGGAAGGAAGCUACUGACUUUACUGAGUUUUCAAAACAAAUGAUUUAAAGUUAAACCCUCUUCUCGUCGCUCCAAGUGGUUGUGAUGACACACAGACAGCGGAGCAACAAAUCUGAAGUAGAGAGGGAUGAGACAGUGAUGUCAACUAAAAUGAAUUGUAAUAUAUGAUGUGUUUUGUAUUAUAACUGACAGUGGUCUUGCUUUUUACCUGCUAUACUUGUUUGUGCACAUUCAUGUUAUUUUUGCAUCGGUCUUUGCGGUUUGACGAAAUAAAAAGCUUCCCAUUAUGAAUCUAUGUUGUCCAAACUCUAAUUAAAAAAAAAAGAUAUGGAUAUCCUUGU
This is a messenger RNA of Pungitius pungitius (ninespine stickleback), 2743 nucleotides long. Its product is annotated as Transmembrane protein 179-like. The record is from RefSeq and is a predicted model, not a curated record. Lineage: Eukaryota; Metazoa; Chordata; Actinopteri; Perciformes; Gasterosteidae. Bases 136 to 873 code for a protein of 245 amino acids. The transcript has 4 exons.